Corvus hawaiiensis (hawaiian crow) is the source of this 3793-nucleotide messenger RNA. RefSeq names its product leucine rich repeat containing 8 VRAC subunit B (gene LRRC8B). The transcript has 5 exons. The record is from RefSeq and is a predicted model, not a curated record. The coding region runs from base 256 to 2661 and encodes 801 amino acids. Gene Ontology annotation, molecular function: protein binding. NCBI's taxonomy places the organism in Eukaryota, Metazoa, Chordata, Aves, Passeriformes, Corvidae.
CCGCCGGCUGCCGCGCGGACGGAGCGCGCGGACCCAGCGCCGCUGCGCGGGCGGGCCGGGGGUGGCGGCGGCAGGAGUGUAUUGUAACCAUCCAGUCCUUAUUCAGCUGCUUUCCCUUGGGUGGGCCUGAAUGAAGACAAAUGUAAAGAUGGCAUGUCCGAGGAAUUUUAAAAGGUGUAGACCUCCUGACUGAGCAGUGCUGUGUUUUUUAUUCUCUUUAAUUAGUAAACUGCUGUUCUCUCACAGGUGAAAGUCAUGAUCACGCUAACAGAACUCAAAUGCUUAGCAGAUGCCCAGUCAUCCUACCACAUACUAAAACCAUGGUGGGAUGUCUUCUGGUAUUACCUCACCAUGAUAAUGCUGCUACUUGCUGUGCUUGCUGGGGCUCUCCAGCUUACUCAAACCAGAGUAUUGUGUUGUCUUCCUUGCAAGCUAGAAUUUGACAAUCAUUGUGCUGUGCCUUGGGAUUUAGUUAAAGCCAACCUUAACAUGUCAGCUAGCUCGACAGCACCGAUAAUCAUCCCGCUUAAAAUCCAGAAUUAUCUCCAUCGGCAGCAGUAUUCCUACAUUGAUGCAGUAUGUUAUGAGCGACAACUUCACUGGUUUGCCAAAUUUUUUCCAUACCUAGUGCUUUUGCAUACCUUUAUUUUUGCGGCUUGCAGUAAUUUCUGGCUUUACUAUCCUAGUACAAGUUCCAGGCUUGAGCACUUUGUAGCUGUUCUUCAGAAGUGUUUUGACUCUCCGUGGACAACGCGUGCCCUCUCAGAAACAGUUGCUGAGCAGUCUGCGAGGAAGUUGCCGAUAGCCAAAUCAAAAACAGUGAUUUCAUCACCUCAGUGUUCAGGAGACAUAGGGGCCAGCAGACAGUCCCUGCCAUAUUCACAACCUGGCUUGGAAACAACUGGAAGAGAAAAUUCAAGUGUUCUUGAUAAAAAAGAAGGGGAACAAGCUAAAGCUAUAUUUGAAAAAGUGAAGAAAUUCAGAGUACAUGCCGAAGAAAAGGAUGUCGUAUACACAGUGUAUAUGAAACAGAUUAUAGUGAAAGUCUUUGUAGUUGUCAUAAUAGUAAUUUAUGUCCCCUACUAUUUAUCCUUUAUUACACUUGAAAUUGAUUGUGUGGUUAAUGUUCAAGCCUUUACAGGCUACAAAAGGUACCAGUGUGUUUAUUCGCUAGCAGAAAUUUUUAAAGUUUUGGCUUCAUUUUAUGUUGUUUUAGUGAUCUUCUAUGGGUUAACUUGUACUUACAGUUUGUGGUGGAUGUUAAGAAGUUCACUUAAGCAAUACUCUUUUGAGAAGUUGAGAGAGAAAAGUAAUUACACUGAUAUACCUGAUGUAAAGAAUGACUUUGCAUUUAUUCUUCACUUGGCAGAUCAGUAUGAUCCUCUUUAUUCCCAGCGAUUCUCAAUAUUCCUGUCUGAUUUGAGUGAGAACGAACUCAAACAGAUAAAUCUUAACAAUGAAUGGUCAGUGGAAAAACUGAAAAAUAAACUAGUAAGAAAUUCCCAAGACAAGACUGAACUUCACCUUUUCAUGUUAAAUGGUCUUCCAGACAGUGUCUUUGAACUGACAGAAAUAGAAGUCCUAAGCCUGGAACUUAUUCCCGAAGCCAAACUUCCUUCAGCUGUGACCCAGCUUGUCAAUCUCAAAGAACUCAAUGUUUAUCAUUCAUCACUAACGAUGGAUUAUCCAGCAGUCAACUUUUUAGAAGAAAAUCUGAAAACCUUGCGUUUGAAAUCUAGUGAGAUGGGAAGAAUUCCGUUUUGGGUCUUUCAUCUAAAAAACCUGCAAGAAUUGUGCUUAACAGGAUAUUUCAUGCUAGAUCAUCACAACUCCAUAUACAAUGAUGGCUUUCAGGGGCUAAAAAAUCUGAGAUCCAUUCACUUAAAAAACAACCUUUCCCGUAUACCUCAAGUGAUUACAGAUCUUCUGCCUUCUUUACAACACUUGUCUAUCAACAAUGAGGGAAAUAAGCUGAUAGUGCUAAAUAACCUGAAGAAGCUGGUAAACCUGAGAACCUUGGAAUUAAUCUGCUGCGAUUUAGAGCGCAUUCCCCAUUCCAUUUUUACCCUAAACAAUUUGCAUGAAAUUGACUUAAAAGAAAAUAACCUCAGAACAGUGGAAGAAAUAAUUAGUUUCCAACAUCUUAAAAAUCUUUCUUGCUUAAAAUUGUGGCACAACAGUAUUUCAUAUGUCCCAGUGCAGAUUGGUGCAUUAUCAAACCUGGAACAGUUGUAUCUAAAUUAUAAUAAUAUUAAGAAUGUUCCAUUGCAGCUAUUUCUCUGUAGAAAGUUACACUAUUUGGAUCUUAGCUAUAAUAAGCUAACCUCCAUCCCUGAAGAAAUUGGUUAUCUGACCAACCUGCAGUACUUGGCUUUGACAAAAAACCACAUUGAAAUGCUGCCUGAUGGAUUAUUUCAGUGCAAAAAGCUGCAAUUUCUUCUUCUGGGAAAUAACAGUCUGAUGAAUUUGUCCCCUUUUGUGGGUCAGCUACUGAAUCUUGUUCACUUAGAGCUCAUUGGAAACUAUCUUGAAUCCCUUCCUGCUGAACUGGAAGAAUGUCAGUUCUUAAAGCGAAAUAAUCUAAUUGUAGAAGAAAGGUUGUUAAAAACACUUCCCCCUCGUGUAAGAGAGCGUUUGCAGGCAUGCUCAGAUAAGUCCUAAGUUUAAAAUGAAACUCUGCAUCAUUGCAUUCUACAAGUCUUGCUUAAUAUAUCUCUAAAAAUCUGUAUAUGUAGAGAGGAGUGAAGGAAAGAGAGCAAUUUACAAAUCAGUCUUAAAUGCAUUGAACUGAGUCGAUUGUAUUGGAAAAGAAAAUUUUACUUAGAUUCAAAUAAAAGAUGCAGCCUUUUACAGGUAAACAUGUUUGAAAAUUUUAGAACAUGAAUUGUUUAGGUUCUACUGAUUGAAAUAAUUCAGCUAAAUGUUUAUGGUAGUAUUGAUAUGGAAGAGGUGAUUGCCUGGCUAUAGUGAGAGUGUAUAUACUUUUUUCCUAUGAGAAUUUUUUCUGUUGAUAGUGAUGAUUUUAAACAGUUUCAUCUCCUGCCAUAUGAGGUCUAAGAACUGUCUGGAAUUAGUUUCUAAAUAUGAAUUCUUCUCUAACUUAGGAUGUAUUAAAUUAAGAGCUUAAACUAUUUGAGCAGUUUAUUUGCAUGGGGUAUACUGAAAGUAAUUUUUCAUCAUAACUUAAUUUUUAAAAGCUUUUGACAAGUACUAAGCAUUAAUUCUAUAAUUGUGGAAGAUGCCAUUUGAAUCUUACUAUUAAAUACCUAGAACUGGUUUCAGCAUUUUGUCUUAAAAAUAGUAAAUACAAAAUUAAUUGUUGCCUAGAAAUUGGGAAGAAUCAGAAGAAUCUGAAGUGACUGUUGUGCGCAUGUCCUAGAGAACCAAUCUUACAUUACUGAUCUUCAGAGACAGUGAUGGCAAACAGAACACAAUAUAGUUGCAAAGUUGUCUUCGGUAUGUUGUGAGCAUCACAGGUUUUAGUGUAGUGUAUGUUUCUGAUUAAUAUUUUUAUAACUUCUCAUUACUGACUGCCUCAGUGCAGCUUCUCCACACCCAGUUAUUGCGGAGAGGAUGAAGGACAUUUGUAUUAGAUAGGGACAGAAGGACACAGAUAAAACAAACUAAAUAAUCACACAUCUUAUAUGCACUUAGGAGGAAAAGACAGGAAGCAUUAUAAGCUUUGCCUCUUCUAGGGAUGUAAUAAUUUCAUAAAUCAUAGUGGUGGGAUAAACUCUUAUGCCAUCCUUAAUACUUGCAAAACUGGAUGGAAAUAAAACGUUUCCUGACUUCA